Fulmarus glacialis (Northern fulmar) is the source of this 1291-nucleotide messenger RNA. It is a transcript of the gene IKBKE, whose product is annotated as inhibitor of kappa light polypeptide gene enhancer in B-cells, kinase epsilon. Lineage: Eukaryota; Metazoa; Chordata; Aves; Procellariiformes; Procellariidae. Gene Ontology annotation, molecular function: protein serine/threonine kinase activity; ATP binding. Gene Ontology annotation, biological process: peptidyl-serine phosphorylation. The transcript is spliced from 9 exons. The record is from RefSeq and is a predicted model, not a curated record. The annotation marks the transcript as partial. Gene Ontology annotation, cellular component: cytoplasm.
AUGCAGAGCACCCCCAACUACCUCUGGAGCACCGAGGACCUCCUGGGCCAGGGUGCCACGGCCUGCGUCUACAAAGCUCGCAACAAGAAAUCAGGGGAGCUGGUUGCUGUGAAGGUCUUUAAUAACGCCAGCUACCUCCGGCCCCAGGAGGUCCAGAUGAGAGAGUUCGAGAUGCUGAGGAAGCUGAACCAUAAAAACAUUGUCAAAUUAUUUGCUGUGGAGGAGACGGUAAGUGGGACCUCAGCUCAGAAACCAGCUGUGCUGGUGAUGGAGUACUGCUCGAGUGGCAGCUUGCUGAACGUGCUGGAGGACCCGGCGAAUGCCUUCGGCUUGGCCGAGUCCGAGUUCCUCAUCGUGCUGCAGUGCGUGGUGUGCGGCGUGGGUUACCACCUCCGCGAGAACGGCGUUGUCCACAGGGACAUCAAACCCGGGAACAUCAUGCGGCUGAUGGGGGAAGAUGGGCAGAGCAUCUAUAAGCUGACGGAUUUUGGGGCCGCCCGAGAGCUGGAUGAUGAUGAAAAGUUUGUGUCCGUCUACGGGACGGAGGAAUAUCUUCACCCGGACAUGUACGAGCGAGCGGUCCUGCGCAAGCCGCAGCAGAAGGCGUACGGCGUCACCGUCGACCUCUGGAGCAUCGGCGUCACCUUCUACCACGCUGCCACCGGCAGCCUCCCCUUCGUCCCCUUCGGGGGACCUCGCAGGAACAAGGAGAUCAUGUAUAAAAUUACCACCGAGAAGCCUCCUGGAGCCAUCGCGGGGGUCCAGAGGCAGGAGAACGGGAGCAUCGAGUGGAGCUACGAGCUGCCCAUCACCUGCCGGCUCUCCACGGGGCUGAAGGACCAGCUGAUACCCAUUUUGGCUAACAUCUUGGAGGUGGAUCAGGAGAAGUGCUGGGGAUUCGACCAGUUUUUUGCAGAAACCAAUGACAUUUUGCACAGGAUCGUGGUCGACGUCUUCUCCCUGCAGCAGGCUUCCUCGCAUCGCAUCUACAUCCACUCCUACAACACUACCACCAAGUUUUUAGAUGCUGUCUUCAAACAAACCAAUAUAGCCCCUCACCAUCAAGAAUAUUUUUUUGAAGGUCAUCUGUAUGAGUUGGAUCCUAAUCUACAAGCUCAUAAUUUCUGCAAAACCACAGAGCACAAUCCUCUGACCUUGCUGAGCUCCGCUGAGCAAGCAGAAGACGUGGUAGGAGUCAGAUACAGAGACCCGGCACUUGAGUUCCCAAAGUUUGUCCCCAAAGUGGAUGUGGUGGCCGACUGCAGUGCAGCCAAGGUAGGUGGGGGUGCCC